CUAUCAUCAACCAUACAGUAACUGUUUAAACUGUACCAUUUCUGCCAUGCGAUGCUGUGGCUCGAGCGUUUCGGUUCAGUUCUAUUACAGCUGUCGCAAUGGGAACAUUAAACUCGUCGUUUUUAUUUCGUUCACAGCUUAGACGUGCGAUAAGUAUUGCUAUCGUUGGCAUGCUGGUAUGUUUCUACAUCGUGUUGUACGGGUUCAAACAUGCAGAUAGAACUACGGAGAAAAUAAAUCGUGAUCGAUUGUUCCACCUACGUGAAGCAUGUGAACGUACCAACAAUGGAGGAAAAAACACAAUUGAAACUUCAUUCUACAUCCACGUGAAAAACGAAAGCUUGCUGUACUGCUUGGUGUUUAAAUCGGGCACUACUACCUGGUUUUAUAACAUCAACCGUUGGGCUGGGAUUAGUGAGGAUACAAUAUUAGACGAUAAAACGGACAAUUUUAAUCUGGCCCGCCGAAAGUAUCCAUGGGAAAAUCCGCGAGUGCUACUAACUAGUAUGAAAAAUACCUACUCCUUCAUUGUGGUCCGUAACCCUUUCGAACGCCUGAUUAGUGCCUACGAGGAACGUUUGCUCGGACAGCUGCAUCCGUACUUUAAAAACCUUUCGCAUCAAAUCUACAGACGUUACCAUGACGAUGGUAAUCAUUUUGGUAUUCCUUCCUUUGAAGACUUUGUGCGAUUCGUCGUGGAGCAGUCUCGAAAUAACAAACCAGCUGACCUGCAUUGGCGACCGAUAAACGACCUGUGCACACCUUGCCUGGCACGAUACGACUCGAUCUUAAAAAUGGAAACGUUUGCACAAGACAUCGAAUACCUUACAACCGUACCCAAUUGCAUGGAAAGAUUAAGCCGGUGCAAAUGA
Messenger RNA from Anopheles merus, 872 nucleotides. Its product is annotated as carbohydrate sulfotransferase 12-like. The transcript has 2 exons. Bases 99 to 872 code for a protein of 257 amino acids. The record is from RefSeq and is a predicted model, not a curated record. Gene Ontology annotation, cellular component: membrane. NCBI's taxonomy places the organism in Eukaryota, Metazoa, Arthropoda, Insecta, Diptera, Culicidae. Gene Ontology annotation, biological process: carbohydrate biosynthetic process. Gene Ontology annotation, molecular function: sulfotransferase activity.